Suillus paluster is the source of this 4266-nucleotide messenger RNA. RefSeq names its product salt tolerance down-regulator-domain-containing protein. The coding region runs from base 1 to 4266 and encodes 1421 amino acids. The transcript has 5 exons. Lineage: Eukaryota; Fungi; Basidiomycota; Agaricomycetes; Boletales; Suillaceae. The record is from RefSeq and is a predicted model, not a curated record. Gene Ontology annotation, cellular component: small-subunit processome; nucleus; Mpp10 complex. Gene Ontology annotation, biological process: rRNA processing.
AUGGUUGCAAGCGACAACGAGGAGGCAAAGCUGUAUCCUCAUGCUCCUUCCCUCCCCGAGUUGCGGUCCUCUCUGCCUUCGAUGCAUGCUCAACCCCCGCCUCCGUCCUUGAAUGACAAGCAAAGCACACAAGUGAACGACAAGCAAAUCGGGACACCUGUUUCGUCGGAGCUAUGCCAGGACAGGCUCCAGUUGGAUGCUCGUCCAUCCGUCACAGGACCGUCCCCUGCUUUGGAAUCUGUCCACCCUACAACUGAACAGUCGCCAGCCGCCGUACCGUCUGGAGCGGAUUUUACGAUCCAACUCCAGACUGAGUUGGUAGCUACCGCCAACGAACUCUACCGCAGGGACAUUGAGGGUCCCAGCGAAGAACGCGUAGGGAAGGCUCCUGAGCGUAUUUCAGUGGUGCCGCUACCGCCAUUUUCAAAGCGCUUCCCUAAGGCAAAUACACAAGAGUUGACAGAUGAGGAUUAUUGGUCUUCGUUUCCGCCGCACAUAAAAAUUUUUGUACGCAGUACUGCUCUUGGUCUCAUGCGAGGCUUGUUGACGCGCACAAAGGCGCAAAAAAUGUACAAUAUUGCACAGCAGAUGGUGCAGUCCGACGCCGUACUGAGGGGUGGAUUCAGCUCGACUGAAGCUACCACGAUAACCGCGAAGGUCAGCAGGGACGUUCCAGGGUACCCCCCAGGAGCGUACCCUUCGUUGCCUUUUGACCCAUCGAUAUUCUCCGAUCCCGAGUUCACGUUAUCGGUGGACAGAGCCACAGCUGCUCUGGGGGCUAUUCCGUCAUCACCUGGCCAAAUGCACCGUGGGCCUGUUGAGUUCGGCCCAGAAGAGUUUAUCGAGGAUGACUACAGCGAAGAUGCUGUCGACGGCGACAUUGAGGAUCAAGACCUCGAUGAGAACGAUUCGGAUUAUCCUGCAGAUCCAACAUCAAUUGCGCACGUCCCGCAUUUCCAUGGACCGCUGCCUGCGACAAUUGCGCAGGUAGUUCUGAGCUACGAAGAAACGAGUGGACCGCUAUCAACUGACUUCAGAACUAAGUUAUCAAUGCCUGCCAUACCAACGCCAGCAGGGCCUGUUGAGGAAUUGGUAUUUCAUAAGAAAAACAAGAAAGUUUCAUCUAUGAAAAUACCGGCGGUUAGCGCCGAAAGUACGGCGGUGCCGGGGCAGGGAGUUGGAGCGGCAGGCUCGGCACCGGGAUCGGCGCUGGAAAAGGGUAGUAGAGGUUCCGGUGGAGAAUUGAGGAAGCGCUCACUGCCUCUCACCGCCAACGCCAUGCCUGCAGCACGAGCAGCGACAAAAGAAAAUAUAUCUUCUAAUCCACCACCGAGUUCCCGUGCACAGGGAAAGCAGCCUAUGUCGUAUGCACCGCCGACAACGACAGGGACGACGACGACAACGACGACGACCCCCACAACAGCGACGGCCACUGUCAAUGGUCAACAACAAACUAGGACGGCUCGCGCGGCAUCAAAGGCACCGAUUACUGCUCAUGCCUACCAGUACAAUCAUUCUCAUCACCAUCCAUCGCCACCAUCAUCCAAUGCAUCCGUGCCACAGAAACAUCGUCCUCCGGCUGCCUCUGCUCCAGGUAAAUCUUCUCAGAACAACUCCAAGAUCUGGAGUACUAGCUCAACGGAGGAGCGUGAGCGGAUUAAAGAAUUCUGGCUUGGUCUGGGCGAGGAUGAGCGUCGCAAUUUAGUCAAGAUCGAGAAGGAUACAGUCCUCCGGAAGAUGAAAGAGCAGCAGAAACAUAGCUCGCUUGUCUUUGUGUAUCGUUCUUUCAUCCGUCUUGGACAUCUGGCGUGUAUCAUCGCUGGCUAUAGACAUGCGAUCGAGGAAGAGCUUGAGGUACUGUACGAUGCUUAUUACGAGGAGCUAGAACAGUACGCGAACUACCAGCAGCGCUAUGUGUCCUCUGGUGGCACCAUACCUCCUCCCCCUGGGCCAGGUCCGUUUCCCGGCAGCGUCGAACUCGAUAAGAACGGCGUUGUCAUCGGUCCUCUCCAAAACAACAAAGUCUCCCAUAACCCCCCACCACCCACUAGACCACCAGCCUUGACGAACGGCCGAAAACCUCCGAAACAUGAAAGUGAGUUUGACGACGAUGAGGGGGAUGAGGACGAAUAUGAAGAGGAGGAAGAGGAAGAAUAUGAAGAAGACGAGGAAGAGGAGGAGGAAGAGGAAGAUCAGGAAGAGGAUGAGGAAGAAGAAGUGAAACCACGAGAUCGACGUAAUCCCGCCGUUCGCGGAAGAAGGCCUGUGAAUAACACAAAGCCCAAUGGCCGCGACGGUCUGUUCAAUCUUGGGAGUAGCUUGACUGUAACUGGCCCAGGUAACAUUCUGACAGUUGCGGAUGAUCUCCUAAAGAAUGAUGGGCAGAAAUUCUUAGAGAUGAUGGAACAGCUCGCUGAGCGUCGAAUGCAGCGGGAGGAGGAAGCGGCCGCUGAUGUUGAAGACGAAAGUGAUGAAGAGGACGACGAGGAAGGUGACGAGGAUGACGAGGAUGAAGAUGAAGAGGAGGAGGACGAUGAUGACGAUGAUGAGGAGGUGAUGACCGAGGAGCAGAAGAUGGAGGAGGGCAAGCGGAUGUUCUCCAUUUUCGCUGCUCGAAUGUUUGAACAGCGUGUCCUCCAAGCCUUUCGUGAAAAAGUUGCCCAGGAGCGUCAAAUGCAGCUUCUACGUGAACUUGAGGACGAGGAUAAGCUAACAAAGGAGCGAGAGGCGAAGAAGCAAACCCAGAACCAGAAGAAGAAAGCCAAGAAAAUACUUCAAAAACAAGCCCGGGACGAAGAGCGGGCCGCCAAAGCUGCUGAGAAGGCUGCUGAGGAGGCCGCUUUGAAGGCUAAGCAGGCAGCUCAAGAGGAUGCGCAACGGAAGAAACGCGAAGAAGAACGUUCUCGUCGUGAAGCUGCUCGGAAGGCAGCAGAAGAGGAGAAACAACGCAAGGAGGAGGAGCGUCGUAAACGCGUUGCGGAGGAAAAGGAGCGCGAAGUCGAGCGGGAACGCAAGCGCAAGGAAAAGGAAGAGAAGGUAAAGCAGGAGCGCCGAGAGCGGGAGGAAAAGGAGCGCAAGGCCAAGGAGGAGAGGGAUGCCAAGGUGGCUGCUGAAAAGGCUGCUCGCGACGCAGCCCGAAAGGAGCAGCAAGAGAAGGAAGAACGCGAGAAGAAGCUUGCGAAAGAAAGGGAGGAAAAGGAGAAGGCGGAGAAGGAUCGACUUGCCCAGCAGCAGCGAGCUGGCAAGCAGACCCGUCCGCCAACUUCUCCUCGUCCCUCAAGCUCUACGCAACGCACUCAGAGCACCAACGGUUCUUCUAAGAAAAUUCUCAAUAAGCCCAUCCCUGUCACGCCCACCCCGUCUGGAAGUACGCCACGGCAGUCGCUGCAGCAGCCACAGCAGCAGCCACAGCGUCCUAUGCUGUCUUCUUCACAACCUGCAACACCUGUGGCACCCUCCAUGCAAAAUCAUUUCCCUACGCCCACCACACCUCAUUAUCCUGUCGCUCCUGGCAUGAUGCCUCCACCUCCCGGUCCGUUAUCCCCUCGUCUACCCUUUGCACCACCUCCACCUCCAUUCGGACUGUUCGGUCAAGGACCAUCGAUGCCACCGCCAGGACCUCCUCCCAACCUCGCUCCAUCUGCCCUUCCUCGCAAUUUCGGCUCGCCUACACCCUUCGACUCAGGCUUCAGCCGUCCUCUGGCUCCUACAACACCCAUUGGGCCGCCUUCGAAGGCUUCGCAGAACUCUCUUGCUUCACCAACCAUGCUAGCACCAGGGCCUACGAGGCGAACGUCUAUACCUGACCCUGGCCCUGUUGCACGACCGGUUUCUAUUGCUCCAAUAGCACCACCUGCACCUAUUGCACCUCCAGCACCCAUCGCUAGGCCAACGACAGGGGAGGCAUCUGGGUCAGGCUCAGGUUCCCCUAGUCAUCGUUCACCAAGUCCGAAGGGCAUCCUUGGAUCUUCUGCACUUGCAGCAGAUGAUGAUGAGGUCGUUCCUCCGCCAGGGCGGCGCAUCGUGCCGGGCGCAGUAGGCCAGUCGUGGGGUACCAAUUCUAGCCCACGGGCUGUUGUCGGAGAUAACCGGCCACCUUGGGGUCCGCCAGCGCCCCCAGGGUUUGGCUCGCCGCGUCCUCCAAUCGGACCUUCAUUGUGGGGCGGCGUGAGUCCGGCGUCUGAUUGGCAGGCACCAGGGUCAUUCUUUCCAAACUCUUUCGUGAACCAUAUUAACACAUCUCCGCCCCCUCAUACUGGUAACUGA